GCAACCUUUACCCCAUAGCUAUUCCCCAUGGUCAGUCAGUGAGCGGUACUAUGUUUCCACUAUAUUCUACGAAGGAUAAAUAAUACAACAGCGUGUCCCUAACAACGGUUUCGCCGAAACGCGCAAACAAAUCACACCUCGGUCAGUGUUUUGUUGGUGCGAAGUUGAAAAAAGUUUUCUCGAAAUUAACUCUUUAAUAUCAUCAAAUUACUGGAUCUUUUGUUGGCGAUUGCUGCUUAAAACUAUGUUCAUUGCCAUCUGGAUAAGCCUACUAUGGUUGCUCGGUGUUAGCGAUGCUAAAUACGUGGAAGGACAUGUGAAAACAACUGCGGAUUGGGCAUUCCUGGCAAGGUUCUGCUUUCUUUCCAAUCAUGGUCGGUACCAGUAUGAGAUUGAGUACGAAAAACGGUACGGGGAUUUAAAACUGUUGCUCUACUACGAUGACAAAACGCAAUGGCCCGCGGUAUACAAAACGGAUAGACCAUUGACCUGUUCCGAGAAACUAUCUGUUCUGAGCGUUGUUGAUAAUCAGAUUGUGCCCUUGACGCCACGUAAUCACCUCUACUCUGGGUGUACCCUCCUGACGCAAACUUCGAAAGAUAACAAGGAAGUGCUGAAAAAGACUUCGCCAGAUCCUCCCGUGGGUCGCACCCCGUCGAACGAAGAUGAUACAUUCACCUAUGAUCAUUUUUUGAAACCCAGCACACCAGAAGUGAGUGCGGAUCCGAUCGAAGGGUUCGAAUGGAACGCGACGGAAAUAGAUCUGUCCACGAUCGAGAACAGCACGUUUGAGCCGAUGGCAGAGGCACACAGCGUGGAAUACAACGAGUUGGAGAACAACACAGAUUACCGCGUGUACGUUGAACAAUUGUUCGACAAUGCAGCGGAGGUUUCGGGAAAUGUGACUCGAAUCAGGCGGGCUGCCAAGUAUGAUUCGAAGCUGAUAGUGAGUUGCAGCAAUCACGGAACGUUUACCAGUUCAAGGCAGAGGUGGUGGUACAUAGCCAUUUCCAACUGUGGGAGUAAUCGAGGACUGGACGUUUACUACAGAUUUAAGAUGACCAACGGCGUACCGGGCGACUUUUGGCAUGAACAUUUUUCCGCUGAUGAAAUGUACAUUCCACCGAUCUUGUUGGUUCAAUCGAUCUCCUACACGCUGCUACUGCUGGCGGUAUUCCUGUGUGCCAUCGAGCUGAAGUCCCGCCAUCUGUACCAUUGCACCUACCGCUUGUUCGCCUUGAGUGUACUGCUCCAGUGGUUCGGAGUGUUGCUGCUGAGUGUCACAUGGGCCAAAUAUGCCGUGUCCGGGAUAGGACCUUUCACCAGUUUUGGGGCUUUCUUCACCAGUGCCAGUGAAAUUACUUUCCUGCUGUUGCUGCUGCUGAUGGCCAAAGGAUAUACGAUCACUCGGGCUCGACUGAAGACCUGCGCCACCGUUAAGAUAACGGUGUUUACCAAUUUGUAUGUGAUUGUGUACAUUUCACUGUUCAUUUAUCAAUCGGAGGCAUUUGAUCCAGGGGAAGUGCUGAAUCUCUACGAGUCCCCUGCAGGUUUUGGAUUGGCUGGGCUACGUUGUGUAAGCUGGGGCUUCUUCAUCUAUUCUUGCGCUGCUACAAUACGAAAGUUCACGGAAAAAGGCCCAUUCUACUACCCAUUCACAUUGUUGGGAUCGAUAUGGAUCAUGAGUGGACCCAUCUUAACCGUCGUUGGAGUAAACGUGCUCGAUCCUUGGGUUCGCGAGAGUGUCAUGUUUGGGGCUCUGUCUUUGGUAGCAUUCUGUGGACAUUCAGCAUUCCUUUGGCUAACGUGGCCUUCGAGGGCAAACAAGAGCUUUCCCUACCACGUUCGAACCAACCACGUUGGAAUUUCGGCUGCCGAUGAUGAAGUGAACUACCCACGGCAUACUUACGAACCAGCACCUCCGGAAACGGGCAUCAUUAUUCCGUUGUCAAGCAACACGGCAACGCUGAAUGGAAUCUACGAUCAAUAUCUGCGUGAAAGGGACAUCUAUCACAGCACCUCCACUCCAAUCAGUUACGUCUCAUUCCCGGCGGCGGCAAAAUCGCUCAACAACAAUCACCACCCUUACCCAAAUCCACAGAACCACCCGGCUCUCCUCAGGACAACCCCCUCCCAGACCAAUCAACGCAACAUCUACAGCCCCCCUGACAGUGCGCCACAAAGUUUGGCCAUCAGUAACGGAACUCAUGGCAACAACGAUAGUAAUAACAAUAACCACAACAACGAAGACGAUGACGGAGCCAACAAUAACAACAACUAUGGCAACCACGACAUCCUGGUCGAUUCCGGGCAUCCCUCACUGGACACUUCUAUCUCGACAAGCCCGCCAAAACAUGAUGGUAGCGGUGGUUCGAUCAAUAACAGUAACCACCUCGACGGUGACACAGAAGGCGAAAACAAGAACAGUACAACCCCAUCGGCACCGCCAGCACCGUUGGACGAUUCGAAUAUCAAUAGUCCACGGGUGGAACCGAAACCGUUCAAUCCGUUUAUUGUGGGUGCGGCGGCUGCAGCGAUGGCAGAAGAAAGGCGCCGUAACAAGAUUAUACUGCCCAGUCUGGAUGGACAUCACGCGGAGGGAUCGGUUCCGAAGCAUCUGUUUGCUGCCAAACGGGAAGAGAGGUCAAGUUAAACCUGGGAAGAUGCUGUGGUCUAAUGGAUACAUUCACACUUCCAUGAGUUUCUGGUAAUACGAUUUUUUAAUUGAGUGUCAAACUGCUUUCCAAAAAAAAAUCUGUAGAAUAUCAAACUUGCUGUUUUCAUAUUUUGUCAAUGGUAGUAUCGUGCGAGUCGGUAAUCCAUAGGAGUGUGCAUGCAUACAUUUUGGUUGUUCGUAAAAGAAAAAAAAACAGAGUUUAAUCAGGAGAAAUGCACACAUAACUAUAACAAAUAAAGUAAAU
Molecule: messenger RNA, 2921 nt
Organism: Aedes albopictus (Asian tiger mosquito)
Lineage: Eukaryota; Metazoa; Arthropoda; Insecta; Diptera; Culicidae
Product: transmembrane protein 145-like
Exons: 7
Coding region: 245-2653 (802 amino acids)
Biological process (GO): response to pheromone; G protein-coupled receptor signaling pathway
Source: RefSeq, a predicted model, not a curated record